Effrenium voratum is the source of this 2937-nucleotide messenger RNA. NCBI's taxonomy places the organism in Eukaryota, Dinophyceae, Suessiales, Symbiodiniaceae. The record is from the annotation of a GenBank genome assembly.
AUGGUGGCCAUGGUCGCAGAUCCUCCGCGGUGUUUGGAAUGCCUGGAAUGCCGAUAUCUCCGGGGCAGGCGGGGCAAGCCACACCUUGCUUCUCCCGCAAGCCCUGCUAGACAUGGAGAUGCACCCGAGUCUGGGGGCCUUAUUGACCUGGCGGAGAGCAUCCUCUUGUCGAAGAGAGGUCCAGGCUCGGUGGCGCCUCUCUAUGGGGACGACACCUUGGAAAUCAUGGCUGACCAGAAACAGUUAGAUGAGAUGGACAACGAGAUUUGCGAGCCGCUGAACCAGUUCGAUGAUGACCUUAAAGAUCUUAUGAUGGACGUUAUCACGGAGAAGGUUCGCCGCAUUCUGUCCCUCGACCCUUCCAAGUACAAGAACGGCAGGCUGCCCUUCGGCCUCAAGCCCCACAAGGGCCUGAACUUGGGUGAAGAAGUUGACCUUGAGGAGGAGUUGGAGAAACUCCAAGACAUGGUGGACCGGUUGAAGGAGGAGAACGAGCAGCUGAACAGACAGCUCGAGGCUGCUCGUGCAGCUGCGGACCGGUGGAAGCAAAAGUAUAUGGAGUUGAAAGAUGCUCCGCCUCCGGAGGCACAGACCAUCACCAGAACCCAAACCUCGAGACCCCCUUCGCAGCAGACGGACAAGCCAAAGGAGAAGGUGGAGCCCCCACCCGAGCCGGUCAUCAAAGGCCUGUCCCAGGCAGAAGUGGAUAAGCUUCUAGAAGAGCAAGACAAGGCGCACAGGGCAAAGGUGGCUGCCCUGGAAAAGCGAAUCAAAAUGCUAGAAGAUGAGAUCAAGAAGCUCAAGGAAGCACUGGAUGCGGCCUCGAAAGCAGAAGCCGCCGCAAAAGGUAAGAAACCCAAGAAGGACGUCGAGAAGACUGAAGCCGCUGCAAAGCCGGAGCCCGUGCAUGUCGAAGACCAGCCCAAGGAGCCAACCAAGCCAAAGGAGGACCCGAACGACGCGGCGCUUGCUGCGGAACUUCGGUCUCGCCUUGCAGAGUGGCUGGCAGUGGCCAGGCAGACCAUGGAGACCGCCCUGCGUGGAUUCACGAAGCUGCAAUCAAUCACUGGUCACAAGAUGCCACAAGCGGAGCAGAAACUCAUGCAGGGCUUUGCUACUGCAAAAGAUCCGGCUCCUGCAGAGAUUGGCAAAGCUAUGCGCGAAGCAGCACCCAAAUUCGAGGUCUGGGUGAGCGAGGCCCUGAACAAGUACAAAGCUAGCUUUCCCACAGAGAAAGCCAAGCCUCCGACGCCUCCCACAGAAGAGCCCAAGGAGAUGCCCGAGCCACAAGAGAAAGAAAAGGAAGUGGUGUACAAAGGUGAUCCGAAGGAAAUCUUGCACUUAAAGCAAGUGACCCAAAGGCAGCAGGAAGAGAUCUCCAAGCUCCUCCUCACCAUUGACGAGCUGCGCAAGCGUUUGGAGAACAUCCGGGUUGUAUCCUUAGAUGCCGGGCCUGGUGUGGCAAGUGCGGUUGACAACGUCAUGGACCGAGUCGGCCUGAAGGACAUCAUGGACCCUGGGUUCACAGGUGGACUGCCUCGCAACCCCCCGGUGUUGAAGGGCGUCUUUGAGCGGCUCUACUCGGAUGCGAUUCAACGCAUCCAGCGGUAUAGCCUCAUCCGGCAGCAGAUGCUUCUGGCAAACAAAGCUUACGCGUCUGUGGUUGAUGCCAUCACGGAUCUUGAGGAACCUAACAUCCCGGACUUUGAUGGAUUGAACGACACCACUGACACAACCAUCCGGGGGAUGUGGUACCAGACCGAGUACCUUUUCCGAAGAGCAUGUGAGUAUGCUAUGUCCCAGGGUGUUGAGGCAUCGUUGGUCAAGGGGCAGCAGACACUUAUUUCGGAGUUUGAGGGACUAGAUCCAGAGAAGAUCAGCCAGCUUGAGGAGAAGGCUGGCCUCUCUCUGCCCCGCAAAGAGCGCCUUCCGCGACGGGAGCGCGUCCGCCAAGUGAAGGAAGAGCGAGGCUUGCCUGGAAAGGCCCGGAAGGAUGACCAGCCGAGCCCGUUCUCGUGCUACAUGGCGGCACUCCGAGAGGUUGGAAACGAGAGCAAGGAGAGCCCAGAGGAGAAGACUGAGAGGAGCACCUUUCUGGCAGAGCUGCUGCUGCUUUCUGCAGCGGUCCUCCUAUGGCAUUUCCAAGAUGCCUUUGUGGCGCCAAAGAUCCCGAGCAUUGAGCGGCCUGAUCGUCUUGUUCGAACUGCACGAUUCGCCAGCGACACUGCUGAGGAUUCGGUGGAGAUUUCCGGCUUCUCAGGCUUUGUGGUUGGCCUCGCUUUCCUGCCGCACACAUUCUACGCCCUACUCACUGCAUUCAACGUCGUGAGGGGCGAAAGCUUCGGGCUUGGGCCAUUCGGCCUGGAGCUCCUCUCCUGCUUGGUCACUGUGGGGCUGGUGGUCUGGUCGCUGGGCAGCUUUUUGAGCCGCGGCCGCGGUUUGCCGGCGGGUCCUCUGGGCCUGCUUGGCCUCUCAGAAGGUGUCGGAUACCUGGCAGCGCUCGGCCUGGUGCUGGCAACCCUGGCCUCCGGCUUGCGCUCAGGACCAUCGCUGCAAGUCAGCUUGCCGCCAGUGCCGCAGAUCAGCAUGCCCUCCAUGCCCUCCAUGCCCUCUAUGCCCUCCAUGCCCCAGGGGGCCGGUGGAAGUGCACUGAAGGUGCCAGAUUUCAAGAUGCCCGAUGUCAAAAUGCCCGACGUCAAGAUGCCGGACGUCAAGAUGCCUGCCGUCAAGAUGCCGGACGUCAAGAUGCCUGAUGUCAAGAUGCCCGAUGUUAAGGUGCCUGAUAUCAAAGUGCCGGACAUCAAGGCCAAGAUGCCGGAAGUCAAGCUGCCGGAGGUGAAGCUCCCAGAGAAGAAAGAGGAAGUCAAGCCGAAGGCUCCAAAGCCAGAGGCUCCAAAGCCAAAAGAAGAUGUGGACUUUGCCUCCCUUUUUGACUAG